Molecule: messenger RNA, 648 nt
Organism: Blepharisma stoltei
Lineage: Eukaryota; Ciliophora; Heterotrichea; Heterotrichida; Blepharismidae
Source: the annotation of a GenBank genome assembly
AUGUGUGAGGAAAAUAAAGCAACUGAUUUUUGCAGAGAGCACAAUAGAGAAAUUGGGUUAUUUUGCAAAAUAGACCAUCAUUUGUUGUGCUUUAAUUGUGUUGUUCAGCAUUCUGCCCAUGAAAUUUUAUUGCUGAAUGAUGGAUAUGUGGAAGAAGUAAUUAAUAAAAAAAAGGUGGAAAUCAAUGAAGCAGAAGGAAAAUUCAAGGAAAAAAUUGAUUUUUGUGAAAAAAAUUUAGAAACUAUAAAAGGAGAUAGAGCAAAGAUAGAAGGGCUGAUUGAUUUUCAUAUAAAAGCAUAUGAAAACGCCCAAAAAGAGCUUAUAGAAGUCUUUGGAAGAGCUUCAGAUGCUUUGCGAGAAAGUUUUAAUAAUAAAUACAAAAGUAUAUUUGAGAGAAAUCAGAAAUUAAUUGAAAAUUACUCUGAUUUUACAGCUGAAUUCAAGAAAAAGAAAGAAAAUCUAGAGAAAUUAGCAAAAGAUUUCAAUAGUAUGACGAUUUCUGAUAAAAUAAAUUGCGAGAUUUCAAGGUUGGAUGAAGAAAUGGUUUUCCCUGACAUAGAAAACGUCGAAGAUAUAGUGAAAACUUUGGAGGAACCUAUAAAUUACAAGGGGGAAAUCUUAGAGAAAUUCAAUGAAUAUUUUAAAUAA